CUAUGGGCACUAUCCGCUAUCCCUGUGAGAGACUGAAGAUGGAGGAGGUCAUCGCGGGGCUGGCAGGGGUCACAUUCGCCUUUGAGCGGGAUGUGGAAUUGCAGAAGGGCACUGGGCUCCUGCCUUUCCAGGGCAUGGACAAGUCCAACUCAGCUGUGUGCAACUUCUUCGCUCAAGGGCUGUGUGAGAAAGGGAUGCUGUGCCCGCUUCGGCAUGAGAAGGGCGAGAAGAUGGUGGUGUGCAAACACUGGCUUCGGGGGCUCUGCCGGAAGGGUGACUGCUGCAACUUCCUGCACCAGUAUGACGUCGACAGGAUGCCGGUGUGCUACUUCCACUCAAAGUUCGGUAACUGCAGCAACAAGGACUGCUCCUUUCUCCACGUGAAGCCAGCUGCCAAGCCCCGGGACUGCCCUUGGUAUGACCGAGGGUUCUGCAAGGACGGUCCCCUGUGUAAAUACCGCCAUGUCCAUCAAGUAAUGUGUCUCAACUACUUCACCGGCUUCUGCCCCAAGGGACCUAAGUGCCAAUUUGGGCAUCCCAAGAUGAGUCAGGUACUGCACCCCAGUAACGUGAAGCUUGUUAGCCAGCCCAGGGAUCCAACAACUCCAGCUUCUUCCAACAGAACACUAGUGGCCCCUUCCCAGGCAAAGCCCAUAGUUCACCAUCAGAAGAGCUGGACCCUGCCUCCUGCCUGCAGCUCCAGGGCCCAGCUUGCACCAUAGGAACCUUGGAAAUCAAGAACUACUUUGUCUGGCAAUAUGGGAGCUGAACCAGAAUCUUAAGUCUCUCUUAUGGGUCAGAUCUUGCGAUUAUUCCCAGGCUGGUCUCAAACCAUGGCACUUAUGAGGUUUUCCCACCUUAGUCUCCUGAACAAGACCCCUGUGAGGCUAGAGAAACCAAUACAUUCUUUUGAAAACUAGCCUGUG
Messenger RNA from Mesocricetus auratus (golden hamster), 926 nucleotides. It is a transcript of the gene Cpsf4l, whose product is annotated as cleavage and polyadenylation specific factor 4 like. Gene Ontology annotation, molecular function: RNA binding; metal ion binding. The record is from RefSeq and is a predicted model, not a curated record. NCBI's taxonomy places the organism in Eukaryota, Metazoa, Chordata, Mammalia, Rodentia, Cricetidae. Gene Ontology annotation, cellular component: mRNA cleavage and polyadenylation specificity factor complex. The transcript is spliced from 8 exons. Bases 3 to 722 code for a protein of 239 amino acids.